UUUUGAAGGCUGGGCUUGUGUCGGUGGUGACAGUGCAUUUAGGGUUACUGGUCGUUUACUUUCGAUAUUAACUGCUUUGGACCUGAUAGCUGAAGCAUACUGUUUUUGGUGCUCGCAACAAAAUCAACAAUGAGAGCAAUCAUCACUUUCACCCUGUUCUGUGUGCUGUACAUCACUGUACAAGCUAAAACAUCCAGUCCCAAGGUUCAGGUGUACAGCCAUUUUCCUGGAGAGUAUGGAAAGGAGAACACCCUGAUCUGCCAUGUGAGUGGCUUCCACCCUCCUGAUAUCACCAUUGAUCUGCUGAAGAAUGGCGAAGUUCUCCCUAGUACCCAGCAAACUGACCUGGCCUUCGAAAAGGGCUGGCAGUUCCACCUUACCAAGAGCGUCUCCUUCAAACCAGAGAGAGGAGAGGAAUACUCCUGCAAAGUUCGACACAUGAGCAACACAAAUAAUUAUUCUUGGGAGCCCAACAUGUAAAGCUAAAACAGUCAAAGCCGGACAAAGGACAGUGUGUUUUUAUUUCCUUUUCUUAGGUUAACUUCUCAUGUUUUGGACUUCUUCCAUCAACUACAGAAACCAUAAUAUUCCGCUGUUCCAGUUUUACAAACCCAAUGUUUCUCAAGAUGCACUAUUCACACAAAUGUCUUUGCAACUUCCAUGAUUCAUCGAUGUUAGCUUUUCCUUGAGUUGACUCUCUUUUUCUCCAUGAGAGUAAGCAUAAUUUUUACCAAAGUAGCUGCUACAUGUUUUAGAUCAUUUUCUGGGUUCUUUUCAUUUUCUGGGUUUCAUUCCUCUCUGCAUGUGUAAAUUUUGUGUAGUAUGGGCGGUUGCAGUUAGGCGAUUGUAUAUGUAAAAUAAUUGGCAAUGUUUAUGCCUAACUUUGGGCUUUAUUUUGUAAUUAAAUACAAAUAACACAAUUCUCUCUUUAAAAACAGUUGGAAACCAAGUAUUUAAUGAAUGAUUCAAUUUGACAUUGUUUCAGAGAAAAUGUAAUUAUAAGUGGGGAAAAUAAAAAAUUGAAAACCUA
Cyprinus carpio (common carp) is the source of this 1030-nucleotide messenger RNA. RefSeq names its product beta-2-microglobulin. NCBI's taxonomy places the organism in Eukaryota, Metazoa, Chordata, Actinopteri, Cypriniformes, Cyprinidae. Gene Ontology annotation, cellular component: MHC class II protein complex. The record is from RefSeq and is a predicted model, not a curated record. Gene Ontology annotation, biological process: immunoglobulin production involved in immunoglobulin-mediated immune response; positive regulation of T cell activation; antigen processing and presentation of exogenous peptide antigen via MHC class II. Gene Ontology annotation, molecular function: MHC class II protein complex binding.